Messenger RNA from Saccharomycopsis crataegensis, 633 nucleotides. RefSeq names its product putative tyrosine protein phosphatase SIW14 (gene SIW14). The transcript has a single exon. Gene Ontology annotation, biological process: protein dephosphorylation. Gene Ontology annotation, molecular function: phosphatase activity; inositol diphosphate tetrakisphosphate diphosphatase activity. The record is from RefSeq and is a predicted model, not a curated record. Bases 1 to 633 code for a protein of 210 amino acids. Gene Ontology annotation, cellular component: cytoplasm. NCBI's taxonomy places the organism in Eukaryota, Fungi, Ascomycota, Saccharomycetes, Ascoideales, Saccharomycopsidaceae.
AUGGAACCCCAGAAUUCGGCUCUUGGCUCCACUAAGGACCUUUCUCUGGAGUCGCAAUAUCUCAUAAAUAACCAAUUGGAGCUCCAACAGUCGCCGCCCAAGAUCCCCCGCACAAUAACCAUAGUACCGAACACCUACAACCCUCCAGAUAACUUUGCCAACGUUGCUGGUAAAAUAUACCGCUCUUCUUUUCCUCGUCCCGAAAACUUUUCAUUUUUGCAACGUCUAAAGUUGAAGUCUAUUGUUGUUCUCAUACCAGAGCCUUACCCCGCGGAAAACCAAAAGUUCCUUCAAGAUAAUAACAUCCAGUUCUUUCAAGUACCCAUCUCGGGAAAUAAGGAACCAUUCAUCAACAUUCCCCAAGAGUCAAUAACUGAGAUAUUGAAGACCGUUUUGAAUCCCGAAAAUCAUCCGUUACUUAUCCAUUGCAAUAGAGGUAAACAUCGUACAGGGUGCUUAGUUGGAUGCAUUAGAAAGCUCCAGAAUUGGUCAUUAACAAUGAUCUUUGAUGAAUACCGAAGAUUCGCCGCUCCAAAGGUCAGAUCCUUAGACCAGCAGUUCAUCGAAUUAUACGAAGAUAUGGAGAUCAUAGAUUACGCUUUGAUAAAUAAUUGGCUACCUGUUGCUUGGUAA